This is a messenger RNA of Sesamum indicum (sesame), 1590 nucleotides long. RefSeq lists its product as uncharacterized. NCBI's taxonomy places the organism in Eukaryota, Viridiplantae, Streptophyta, Magnoliopsida, Lamiales, Pedaliaceae. The record is from RefSeq and is a predicted model, not a curated record.
UGCUGUCAGUGCGUCAGCUCCUUCCACUUCCCCUUUUUCACAAAAGGAAAAAUCUUUUUUCCUCUCCGCUCCAAACCCAGAAAUUUUUCCACUUUAUGUUGCUGAAUUCCAUCUGGGAAAAGAAAAUUACAUACAUAUAUACAUGUAUAUGUAUAUGUAUAUGUAUGUGUAUGAUGUUGUCCCAUAUUCACACGCGUGCAACCAAAAUAUAUAAAUAGGCACACCAUAAAGUUGCUUCCAUUUGUAUACUACUACCUUCUUUUUUCCUUCCUACGUGCACUUCAGAUUCCCCCUUACUUUUUCCCCCCACCCUCUUCGCCUUCUUACCACUUCAAUUCAUUAGCUUAGAGAAUCUUUUGAGCUUAACUCUUGUUCUAAUCCUUAAUCCUCGGUUUCUCCGCAAAAGGGUCUUCGUUGUUUUGUUUAUAUAUUCAUGUUUUUCCUCUUUUCUUGAGCCCCUAAACGAGUUAAAUCUUGAUCCCGUAAUAUAAUAGUGUUGUUUGGUUGUGCAUGUUUGUGCUCUGAUGGCUAGCUCAAGUGGGACUUAUAAGGAAGGGAGUAAUCAGCAGGGCCAUGGCCCUGCCUCUCCUUACAAUGGCAACUCCGUGCAUGGAGAGUGGGGUAUGCCAACUUUCCAGCACCAGCAGACCAUCUCCAUGGACUGGACUCCUGAGGAACAAACCAUAUUGGAGGAGGGUUUGGCCAAAUAUGCCUCUGAGUCAAACAUAAUCCGCUAUGCAAAGAUUGCUGUGCAGCUAAAGAAUAAGACGGUGCGAGAUGUGGCAUUGCGCUGCAGAUGGAUGACAAAGAAAGAAAUUAGCAAGAGAAGAAAAGAGGAUUUCAGUGCAAGGAAAUGUAAAGAUAGAAAGGAAAAGGUUGUUGAUUCUUUGGCAAAGCCUUCUCGCUUAUCCAUCCAGUCGGGAUUCUCUCAUGCACCAGGAAUGGUUUCUAAUUGCAACGACGAUACCAUCUCAUACAAUGACAUUGCUGGGAUCACCCGGCAGCUUCUUCAGCAGAAUGCUUGGGCUUUUAAACAGAUAUCUGCAAAUCUUGCCACUCAUCAGAUACAUGAAAACAUUGGUCUUCUUAGUCAAGCUCGAGAUAAUAUCUUGAAAAUUUUGACCAACUUGAACGACAUGGGCCCGACAAUGAAGAAAAUGCCUCCGCUUCCCAAACUGAACGAGGAGCUCGCCAACUCCAUCCUCCCUCCCACAACGUUCCAAAUCCAAUGAUAAUCGAGCCGCUAAUAUUGCUACUGAUUGCCGGACUUUAACAGAAGUUCCACACAGAAGAGCUGUUGAAGCAAGCUCCUCGGAUCAUCUUCCCUGACAGCAAAGGUGACAGCUCUAUGUGCUGAAAUUAGUGCUUGUUAUCUGUUCUUUCCACAUUGGGUGGGGAGGAAUAUUUUGUACCUUAAUACUCUCAAAGUUUAGUUGAUUCAUAGCAGAGUAAGAAGGUGACAACAUCGGAUCGUAUGUCAGUUGUAAAAACAUUACAUCCUGAUAAAGAAAGCAUGCAUUAUGUAGUUUGUUACUUUUCAAGAACUUGGACCAACUUUAUGCUUGAGUACGACCUAAUGUUUCGGCCAGU